UUUUUUUGAGACAGAGUCUCACUCUUUCGCCAGGCACAAGGCUGGAGUGCAGUGGCCCCAUCUUGGCUCACUGCAACCUCUGCCUCCCAGGCAAUUCUCCUGUCUCAGCCUCCCAGGUAGCUGGGACUACAGUCACGUGCCACCACACCCAGCUAAUUUUUGUAUUUUAGUAGAGGCAGGGUUUCACUAUGUUGGCCAGGAUGGUCUCAAUCUCUUGACCUCGUGAUCCACCCAUCUCGGCCUCCCAAAGUGCUGGGAUUACAGGUGUGAGUCACCACGCCCUGCCACAAUCUUUCCUUUCACUUCUCCCUGCCACACACUUGUUAACAGACUGGUAUUGAUUGUCCUUUGGAAUUUUUCCUCUGUGUGUUAAUUUAAUCAAAUAGAUAAUACCUUAUCCAGCAGCAUCCACCUCUGAGCCAGGGCUGUUCUAUGAGCUCUCCUCUCACCAACCACAUGAUCUCUAGGCCUUCAGAGGAGUGUGUCGUCUCCUGGAUUUACAGGUAUGGCCUCAGUGCAGCUGGCCGAAGUGAGGCCGGUGAACCAGUCCCAGGUGCCUGUGACACACAUACCCUUUGUGGGCUUGGGGUCAUAGUUUACAAAAUGAAAUUGUCCCCUGCAUGCUGACCCCAUGCUGCAUUUUCACUCAUCCAUCUGGCGACCUGACACAGCACACGUUUCUUUUUAGCAGAUGUGUCACUUGUAUGUAGAAGGACCAAUAUGGCAUUUGCCUCAGCAACAUUUUUCAAUCUGCACCCUCACCUACAUCCAUUCUUAUAAGGCACUCACUUUCCAAGGGCCAAUCUUAUUUGCCUAAAUACUGUUAGGUAACUUUCAGUAUAAAAUUGAGAAAGAGUAUGAGAAACUCUACUUUCCCAUGCCUGCCAGUGGCAAGUGUUGACUCCUUACUUGCUAAUACAAAUGGCACAGAUGGAGGUGCUGGGCUGACAGACUGUGUUGGGAGCUGCUGCUCAUUGCUCUUUAUUAAUUUAUUCAACAGGCCAGGUGUGGUGGCUCAGGCCUGUAAUCUUGACACUUUUGGAGGCCAAGGAGGGAGAAUCCCUUGAGCCCAGGAGUUCAAGACCAGUUUGGGCAACAUAGCAAGACCUCAUCUCUACCAAAAAAAAAAAAAUUAAAUUAUCCAGGCGUGGUGAUGCAUACCUGUAGUCCUAGCUACUUGGGAGGCUGAGUGGGAGGAUCGCCUGAGCGCAGGAGUUGGAGGCUCCAGUGAUCUGUGAUUAAGCCACUGUACUCCAGCCUGGACUACAAAUUGAGACCCUGUCUCUAAGAAAUCAAUUAAUUAAAAGUUUUAAAAAGUACAUUGCCUGGCAAUUUUUAAUCAUUAGACUAGAAGUAAUUGAAAAAAAAACAGUCAACCACUGGGUGGAGCCAGGGCUGCUUGUGAUGGGUGGGGCAGAGGUCUUUGUGAGAUGGAUGGGGAGCACAGGUCACGGGAUAAAGGGCUGCAGCGCUCUGAGGAAAAUCACAAAGAUUGGGGCAGGCUCAUAGGAGCCAUUGGGGUCCUGGGAGGACCUUGGAGCAGAGGACAGUAACUAUUCUCAGGAAGCCCCACAGGCUCCUUCCAUUUCUGUGAUUCUCAGAGGCCCCAGGAGACCAGGUGAUGGCAGCAGCCAGGCUCCUGCCAGUGCCUGCAGGACCCCAGCCCCUGUCAUUUCAGGCCAAGUUAACCUUCGAGGAUGUGGCUGUGCUCCUCUCCCAGGAUGAAUGGGACCGGCUGGGCCCUGCUCAGAGGGGCCUGUACAGAAAUGUGAUGAUGGAAACCUAUGGGAAUGUAGUCUCAUUGGGACUUCCAAUAUCAAAGCCUGACUUAAUCUCCCAGCUGGAGCGAGGGGAAGAUCCCUGGGUCCUGGACGGGAAGGGGGCUAAGGAGAGCCAGGGCCUGUGGAGCGGCCACUCAGUGCCCUUUGAAUUUGAUACCACAAAGACUCUGAAAUUCUCUGGGAGCAUGGUUGGAGAUGAGAAGUUUAUCUGCAGAAGCACCUGGUCACCUCACCGCUGGCACAGGUCACAGAGGACAAUGGGACUGAACAAUCUCAAAUGGGACCACACUACAGCCUGUAUGCAACAAGACAGUUUAUCUUGUCCAUGGGAAUAUGAAACUAAGCGAGAGAAUCAAAAUACAGACUUGAGUUUGAAGCCAUUAAUUUCAGAGGAAACAGUGAUUCUGGGGAAAACACCCUUGGGGAGGAUUGAUCAAGAAAAUAAUGAAACAAAGCGAAGCUUCUGUCUAAAUCCAAAUUCUGUUGACCACCCUGAAAUUCAGGUCUUAAGCCAAAGCAUGCCACUCACUCCACACCAGGCAGUGCCUACUGGAGAGAGGCCCUACAUGUGUGUCGAGUGUGGGAAGUGCUUUGGCCGGAGUUCCCACCUCCUUCAGCAUCAGCGUAUUCACACUGGAGAGAAGCCCUAUGUGUGCAGUGUAUGUGGGAAGGCCUUCAGCCAGAGCUCAGUCCUUAGUAAACACAGAAGAAUUCACACAGGUGAGAAGCCCUAUGAGUGUAACGAGUGUGGAAAAGCCUUUAGAGUGAGCUCAGAUCUUGCUCAGCAUCACAAGAUACACACGGGAGAGAAGCCUCAUGAAUGUCUUGAGUGUCGGAAAGCCUUCACUCAACUCUCACAUCUCAUUCAGCACCAGCGGAUCCACACAGGAGAAAGGCCAUAUGUGUGUCCAUUGUGUGGGAAAGCCUUCAACCAUAGCACUGUCCUGCGGAGCCACCAGAGGGUACACACUGGGGAGAAGCCUCACAGGUGCAAUGAGUGUGGGAAAACUUUCAGUGUGAAGAGGACACUGCUGCAGCACCAGAGGAUCCACACUGGGGAGAAGCCCUACACGUGCAGUGAGUGUGGGAAGGCCUUCAGUGACCGCUCAGUCCUCAUUCAGCACCACAACGUGCACACUGGGGAGAAGCCCUAUGAGUGCAGCGAGUGUGGGAAGACCUUCAGCCACCGCUCUACGCUGAUGAAUCACGAGCGGAUCCACACUGAGGAAAAACCCUAUGCAUGCUACGAAUGUGGGAAGGCCUUCGUUCAGCACUCACACCUGAUCCAGCACCAGAGAGUCCACACUGGGGAGAAACCCUAUGUGUGUGGUGAGUGCGGGCAUGCCUUCAGUGCACGUCGGUCUCUGAUCCAGCAUGAGAGAAUCCACACUGGUGAAAAGCCUUUCCAGUGCACAGAAUGUGGCAAAGCCUUCAGCCUAAAAGCAACUCUGAUUGUGCACCUGAGGACCCACACGGGUGAGAAGCCCUAUGAGUGCAAUAGCUGUGGGAAAGCCUUCAGCCAGUACUCAGUGCUCAUCCAGCACCAGCGGAUCCACACAGGUGAGAAGCCCUACGAGUGCGGGGAGUGUGGGCGUGCCUUCAACCAGCACGGCCACCUAAUCCAGCACCAGAAAGUGCACAAGAAGUUGUGACCUGUGGCUGAUACAAGAAUCCAUCACACAGAAACUGCACAUGGAACCACAAGCAGCCUUCAGCCGAAAAGAAGUUUCUGUUAACUCUAUAGGAAUCCUUUCUUUGGUAAUUCAGUGUCACAAAAUAACUCUGAAAAGAAGCACUUGGCAUGAUGUUCCCAUGGAAAAAUUUCAGACUACCUGUUUCUAUUUUCCUCACCAUCUUGAGGUUAUAUUGGAGAGUAAUAAUGGAAUUGUAGUGAAUUUGGUAAAAACAGCCACAAUUCUUUCUCUGACAUUAGUUUAUUUGAACUAAGGGAAUUUAAGGCAUAAGAAAUAUUGUCCCGAUAAAAUCUUCCUUACAUUCCAAAUAAAGUUCUUUUUCUAAGAACAUUACAUGCCCUUCAUAAAUAUCAAUUAACCAUACUGAUUAUUGCACUUAAAAUUAGAAAAUUUAACAUUUUCAGUAUUAAAACACUAAAGUGCUAUAUGGAUAAAGUGAUACAAAAAGAUAUUUUCUUCAAAUAUGUAAAAUAGAUGGAAAUCCCAAGUGUGUGAACACCUGUUUUGUAUAAAACAAGGAAAAGUCUAAUGAUAUAUGAGUGAGAAAUUAUGUAAAUUUAGAAAACCUUGUGUUGUUUUUUUUUUUUUGGAGACAGAGCUUUGCUCUGUUGCCCAGGCUGGAGUGCAGUGGCAUGAUCUCAGCUCACUGCAGCCUCCACCUCCCAGGUUCAAGCAAUUCUUGUGCCUUAGCCUCCCAGGUAGCUGGGAUUACAGGUAUGCACCACCACCACGCCUGGCUAGUUUUUGUAUUUUAGUAGAGACGGAGUUUCAUCAUGUUGGCCAGGCUCGUCUCGAACUCCUGGCCUCAAGUGAUCUGUCCACCUUGGCCUCCCAAAGUGUUGAAUUACAGGUGUGAGACACCAUGCCUGGCCUAGAAAACCCUUUAUCUGGUGCUUUAUUCAAAAUCAGAAGGGGUAUCCUAACUUUUUAGUAAAAAUUCAAUUCAAAAAUGUGUAUGUUCCUCAAAACCUGCACUUAUGAUCUGCAGACCCUGUGCCCCAGAAACCAUGGGAUGUCUCAAUUCCUAUGCAAGCAUGGGAAGGGAGCUUCACUCUCAGUGCAGAUCUCAUAGCUGUUACACCAAGAACCUCUUUAUAUCUUAUGGUAUCCCCCCCGCAAAAGAAAUGCUGAAAAGACUUCUUUGGUACAUAUAUUUAAAACAUGAGUUUCUCAAAUUCAGGUAGCUCUGUUUUGCUAUCUCUAAUAUUUCUAUUCUUUUAUUUGAAGGAUUUGUUUCUUUUUUUUACUCCCGGUUCAAGAGUAGUAUUCAUUGCCAUAUUUCUGUGAUGAAGAUGAAUCUGGUUUAUUCAUAAUUAAAAUGUUAUAUUAGUUGAGAA
This is a messenger RNA of Callithrix jacchus (white-tufted-ear marmoset), 4812 nucleotides long. The record is from RefSeq and is a predicted model, not a curated record. NCBI's taxonomy places the organism in Eukaryota, Metazoa, Chordata, Mammalia, Primates, Cebidae.